UGUGCUGCUGUUGAUCCGGAAAAACGGCGGAGUCAUUUUCAGUAUCGAGAUAGUUUAGAAGUGAAUUUACAUUUUGACAAUGGCACAGUACGAUCGAGCUAUCACAGUAUUUUCUCCGGAUGGUCAUCUGCUUCAAGUCGAGUAUGCCCAGGAAGCUGUGAAGAAGGGAUCCACAGCGGUUGGAGUUCGUGGAUCAGAUGUUGUGGUACUUGGUGUAGAGAAAAAGUCUGUUGCAAAACUUCAAGAAGAACGUACUGUCCGUAAAAUAUGUCUACUGGAUGAUCAUGUUGUUAUGGCUUUUGCUGGACUUACUGCUGAUGCUAGGGUACUAAUCAAUCGUGCACAAAUAGAAUGUCAAAGUCACAAACUAACUGUUGAGGAUCCAGUCACAUUAGAAUAUAUCACUAGGUACAUGGCAAGUCUAAAACAAAAAUAUACACAGAGUAAUGGUAGGAGACCCUUUGGCAUUUCGUGCUUGAUAGCUGGUUUUGAUUAUGAUGGUGUUCCUCAUUUGUAUCAAACAGAACCAUCUGGUAUUUAUUAUGAAUGGAAGGCCAAUGCAACAGGUCGUAAUGCUAAAACAGUGAAAGAAUUUUUAGAAAAAUAUUACACUCCUGAAGAAGUUUCUACUGACAAAGGUACAAUCAAAUUAGCAAUCAAAGCACUUCUUGAAGUAGUUCAAUCUGGUCAAAAAAAUCUGGAGAUUGCAGUCAUGCACAGGGGACAACCUAUGCAAAUGCUUGAUUCUGAUACGAUUGGGGAGUAUGUUGCUGAAAUUGAAAAAGAAAAAGAAGCUGAAGCAGAGAAGAAAAAGCAAAAAAAGUGAUCACAUUUUUAUUAAACAAAAUGUAUUAAUAGAUUUUUAAUUUUUGCUGAAGUUAAAAUGUGAAGGAUAAAAGGGGUCAAAAAACCAAGACCUAACAAUUAUGCUCUGCAUCAUUAUGAAACAUGUCAAUAUGCCUGUGACCAGGGAUGCAA
Molecule: messenger RNA, 978 nt
Organism: Phymastichus coffea
Lineage: Eukaryota; Metazoa; Arthropoda; Insecta; Hymenoptera; Eulophidae
Gene: Prosalpha4
Product: proteasome subunit alpha type-7
Exons: 5
Coding region: 80-826 (248 amino acids)
Biological process (GO): ubiquitin-dependent protein catabolic process
Cellular component (GO): nucleus; proteasome core complex, alpha-subunit complex; proteasome core complex
Source: RefSeq, a predicted model, not a curated record